GUGGGUAGUAGUACUCAGAGAAAGAGGGUCCCCUUAAGAAUUUAUUUCAGCAAGAAUUGGGAGUAGUGAGGUGGUGUGGCCAAGGGUGGUUGGGCUCUUAUUUUGCAAUACCAACUCACACACACACACACUAGCUAUAGUACUACUACUCACUACCAAUAUGUUCUCCUGUUUGAGUCUUUGAGAGUAAAAAUAGUCACUCCUACUCUUCAUGGCAUGCUUAGAAAUGUACAACAAAAACAAUAACUCAUCCACUGACCACAGCAACAGCACCAACAACAACAACAAACAUUAUUCAAUGAGUCCAAGAAUCUCUUUCUCCAAUGACUUCAUUGAAUCUUCAACUACUUCUUCUCAGCAUCAUCAACAACAAAUGAUGAUGAAGAAUCAAGAAAGGUCUUAUAGUGAUGCUCCUGUUUCCUCUGACUUUGAAUUCUCCGUCACUAAUUAUUCCAUGAUUAGUGCUGAUGAACUUUUCUCUAAGGGCAGGUUACUGCCCUUUAAAGAGACUCAAAAGACUAUUACUACUAUUCGAGAUGAACUCCUCAAUGACGACGACGAUGAUGAUAAUGAUUUUACCUUGACGAUACCCAAAAGUUCUACUAGGUGGAAGGGUCUAUUAGGCCUCAAAAAAUCUCAUCUUGGUUCCAAGAAAAUCGACAAGAAAAAUGAUGAAAAGAGGCCUCAAGACCUGCCUCAUGCCACCAAGAAUUCCCAGGAGAUGUACAAUGGGUCUGGUAGUGGAAGGGAUAUGGAUUUUCGUUUUAAUUGAAAGUAAUAUUGAGGUGCAGGUGCAGUAAGUAGAUUUUUAGAAGGUAUUUUGGGUUAUGGCAAUGUCACAAUGGCUUAUGUUUUCUUAGUUUUGAAGUUUGGGAGAAUCAAUGCAGAUUCUGAUUUGUUUUGAGUUAGAAGCUUUGAAUUUAAAUUCUGAUUAUUUACUGGUAUCUUUGAGGGCUGUUGUGUACUUUUUUGAUUGUAUCAUCAAUUGUUAAAUAUGUAGAAGUUGGGAGUUUUUGGCUUUA
Molecule: messenger RNA, 1022 nt
Organism: Capsicum annuum
Lineage: Eukaryota; Viridiplantae; Streptophyta; Magnoliopsida; Solanales; Solanaceae
Product: guanylate cyclase alpha
Exons: 2
Coding region: 212-772 (186 amino acids)
Source: RefSeq, a predicted model, not a curated record